AUGUCAACUUCAAAUUCAUUAAAAUCACCUACUGAUAUCAACAACAAUAGUAUUAAUAAUGACACAACAACAACAACAACAACAGCAAUGGUUGAAAAAGGAUAUAUAAAGAUAUCGAAUGACAUUGAUAAACCUUUAAAGAAAUAUAUUUAUAAAUUAGAUAAAGAACAAUGUAUUCUAUCUUUUUACAAUAAAAACAACAACAACAAUGAUGAUAAUAGUGAUACAGAUAUAAAUAUAGAAAUAGAAUCACCAGAGGAGUUUAUAUUAUUAAAAGAUGUAAAGAGUUUCGAUAUAAGUGACCACUUUCAAACCUCUCAAAAGAGACACACCGUUCAAUGUGAGUUGGAAGAUGGCACAAUGAUAUUCCUAGUAUCUAAAACAGUCAAUGAUAGAAAUCACUGGUUAGAGCUACUUAAAGAGUACACCAUACCAAAGAUUGAUAUCAAUGGUAGAAAUGUUACAAAUAUGAAUAUAAAUAAUGUAAAUAAUAAUAGUAAUAAUAAUAGUAAUAAUAAUAAUAAUAAUAGUAGUAAUAAUAAUAAUAGACUAGCAGAAGAGUUAGAUAAUUGUAUAAAUAGUAAUAAUAAUAAUAAUAAUAAUAGCAAUGUAAUGAGUUCAUCUACAUUACUUAUAAAAGAAGUAAAAGUUAGUGAUUUAGAGGAUAAAGCAGUCGAUGAGAUAACAUCGAAUAGUUCCUCUUUAAUGUCGUCACCAUCGACCAGUCAUUCUAGGAUGACCAACUCUGUAAAGUCAUUCGAUGAUAACAAUAACAAUAAUAAUGAGGAACAAAUAGAUAAUAAUGAUAAUAAUGAAGAUAGUAAUAAUCCACCUGGUUAUACAAGAAAAAAGAUAAGUUUUAAACGGUCACCUCUUAAUGAUGGUAGUUCACCAUUGCUCUCUGCAUCCAACCUAUUGUCUUCACCAAUAAUAACAUCAUCUAUUUACAUACAAAAUAGUAAUGAUAAUAUUAACAUUAACAAUAGCAAUAACAAUAGCAAUAACAAUAACAAUCAAUAUCAUUCAAACAAUGAUCAAAAUAGUAGUACAUUUGGAAUAUCAUUCAGUCGUAUUCCAAUUAACCAUAAUCAUAAUCAUAACAAUAACAAUAGCAAUAGCAAUAACAGUAUUAAUAAUAAUAAUCAAAUAGGUGGAUUACAAAUGGAUGGAAAUGGAUUCUAUAUAAUUAGAGAACCAAGACAAUUGCAGGUGGUAGUAGAUCGGACAAAGGGUGGCGAUUAUUCUUUUGCAGGUGUGUGGGCAGGCCAGUUCAAGUUGGAGUGGAAACCGCUAUCUAUGCAAUGGCGACUGAGUGACGAUGGCAGUAAUGUGAUUGGACCUGCUACACCGCCACGCGAUGAAAUCAUCAGGAAGAUCAAAGCUGACUAUGACAACGCUGUGAGUGUUGGUAAUCAGCUGUAUGCCGAAAUGCUAAAGGAUCGUCAGCAUGCCAUCGAGAAUUCACCGGCCUACUGCUAUGACUUGGCCGGAGAAAUAACCAUUGCCUAUCGCAAUGAAAAGUGGGAAUUAUUGAAAGCACCGAUUCCACUGACACUCAAAAACAUCUCACCAUUCAACAAAGAUUAUCAAUCAUUAAUAAAUUCACCAAGAUCAUCAUCAUCUUCAUCAAUUGGAAAUAACAACAAUAAUAUACAACAACAACAGCAACAGCAACAGCAACAGCAACAACAGCAACAACAACAACAACAACGUCAUCAACAACAACAACAACAUCAAAGGAAUAACAGUAACAAUAGUUCAAACUCUGUAAAUACAAGUCAAUUAUUCUCAAGUGUAAUUGGUGGUAUUUCAAAUGUACAACAACAUCAGCAGCAACAAGUUCAUCAACAACAAAUACAACAAUUGGAUAUAGUAUUGAUAGAUCAAUAUUUGAAUGCGGUGAAGAAAGCUGUAUUUGAUAUUGAUGAUUACUUUGGACAUAAUACGACUUUGAGUGAAAAGAUAUCGAUGGGUGACGAUACAGUUCACAAGAAGAUUGCUAAUUUGGUGAGAGGAAGACUUGCCAAUGCAGUUGCCAACAUUCUAUCACACGGUUUCAUAGUGAACAACAAUAGAUUACCAUUUAUAAAGCGAUCCAAUCAUAUCUGGGACUUUAUCGAAAGUAGCAGGAAGUUGACCAGUCAUUCAUCGAUUGCCGCCAAGGCAUUGGCACAGUCAGUGUUAUCGAUUAACCAGUUAGAGGAAGUACAGUCGUCGUCCUCGUCGUCGGCAGUAGAGUACGCAGCACAGUGGAAAGAUCCAAACAAGAAAUUCCGAACUUUUAUUUGUCUCGGUCUGAAUUGUCAGAUGUUGGAUCAGUGGAUACAUAUCUUAAGACAGAAUCCUAGCGUUCCGAACUACUAUGAGCAGACGGCAUUCAUUCAUCAACAGGAUGCAUGGAAACAACUGUGUCAGUGUUUUAUACCGCUUGUUAACCUACCUUUUAAACUAUCGAUCGAUUAUGAAUGUAAAUUGAAACUUUCACAGGUCUAUACUUCACAGAAUUCGACCAACAUAAUGAUGAUGUCAUCGCCCACAGCCUCACAAUCUUCAUCUUCGCCAUCCACUGCAUCGUCACCAUCUCUAAGUCCAUUGGAGUCACCAACCAACAACAACAACAAUCAUGACACAUUAGAACAACUAAAAACAUCAUUCAAUACACUAUCGACAUCAAUCAUUGGUUCUACCAGUCAAAUAUUCCAUUCAAUACCAGACACUACUAUAAACCUUAAAAAGAAAAUAUCAAACAACUUUAACUAUUUAACAAGUUCAAUGAUUGGUAAUACACCAACAUUAAAUAAUAAUAAUAAUAAUAAUAAUAAUAAUAAUAGCAAUAGUAGUGACAAUAACAAUAACAACAGCAAUGAAAAUGUAACAACAAAAGAAGAAGAUAGACAACCAUCACCAACAAUCACUGCAACAUCACCAAAAUCCGACAAUGAAAAUGAAAAUGAUAAUGAAACUAUUGUUAAAGAUGAAACAGAAUCGACAACUACCACUACCGCUACUACCACUUCUAAUAAUACAACAACUACAGAUCAUGAUAAUCAAAAUCCCAAUGACAUCAUACAACGAAUUCAAACAUCUCUAAAACCAAUUUCCCAAAAGAUUGAAGAUUUCUUUGAUGGUUACUAA
Messenger RNA from Heterostelium album PN500, 3135 nucleotides. RefSeq names its product RUN domain-containing protein. NCBI's taxonomy places the organism in Eukaryota, Evosea, Eumycetozoa, Acytosteliales, Acytosteliaceae. The coding region runs from base 1 to 3135 and encodes 1044 amino acids. The transcript has 2 exons. The record is from RefSeq and is a predicted model, not a curated record.